Planococcus citri (citrus mealybug) is the source of this 716-nucleotide messenger RNA. Its product is annotated as FAD-linked sulfhydryl oxidase ALR-like. Lineage: Eukaryota; Metazoa; Arthropoda; Insecta; Hemiptera; Pseudococcidae. Bases 1 to 516 code for a protein of 171 amino acids. Gene Ontology annotation, molecular function: flavin adenine dinucleotide binding; flavin-dependent sulfhydryl oxidase activity. The record is from RefSeq and is a predicted model, not a curated record. The transcript is spliced from 4 exons. Gene Ontology annotation, cellular component: mitochondrion.
AUGGAAAAAUGGAACUACCACGAAUUGAAAAUACAAUGCUUUAUUAAACACUGUUACAUUUUUUUUCUAAAACACAGCAAUUUCGUAUUCCAGGACCAUGGUCAAGACUUGAGGAAGAGACCGCUGAUACCAAUCAACCUCGAAGAAGACGAUGUAUUCAGAAAAAGUAAAAGAAGCGAUUGCCCUCUGAACAAAGAAGAAUUAGGGAACAGAACAUGGUCGUUUUUACACACUAUGGCUGCCCAUUUCCCGGAAAAACCAACGCCGGAAGAUCAACGUGAUAUGGUGCAGUUCUUUAGAAUACUGUGUCGCUUUUAUCCUUGUCGAAGCUGUGCCGAAAGUUUCUCCAAGUUAUGCGCGGAACGACCACCUGAGGCUGGUUCGCAGAAGGAAUUAAUCGAAUGGUUAUGCUGGGCUCAUAAUCAAGUUAAUAAUAAAUUAAAUAAACCCUCUUUUGAUUGUAAGUUGGUCGAUGAUCGAUGGAAGUAUGGGUGGAAAGAUGGAUCUUGCGAGUAAUUUUAUUAAAUCAUUUUGUUUACAAUAUUACUUGUAGUAAAUAAGUGUUCGAUUAAGAAAAAUACGAUAGUUGAUACAUGUAUAUAUUUAAAAAUUCGAAUUUAAACGCAAUUUAUUUAGAAUAUUAUCGGUCAUAGAAGUCAAUACGACCGGGACUUGUAUAACAUCUUCGCCCCAAUACAUCGAUUACUUUUUUAACA